AUGGAGGUCACCAGUGCCCUCCAGGAUCCGCUCAUUCUCUUUCUUCUGGCAAUCCUUGGCAUAAUGUACUUCUGGAAGUUGUUCAACGCGCCCUCUCGUUCGCGGCUACCCCUCCCUCCUGGGCCGAAGAAAUACCCCAUCAUUGGCAGCCUCCUGGAGAUGCCCAGUUCAGAGGAAUGGGUGAAGUUCGCAGAAUGGUCGAAAGAGUACAACUCGGACAUCAUCCACCUCCAAGUAGCAGGCACUUCCAUCGUCAUUGUCAAUUCGGCAGAGACAGCACAUGAACUCUUCGAUAAGCGGUCGACUAUCUAUUCUAGCCGACCGCGGUUGGUCAUGAUAAACGAACUAAUGGGAUGGGAAUGGGCCGUGGCGCAUAUGCCGGAGGGGGAUGACUGGAAGCAACAUCGUAGAUUGUUCCAGCAAAACCUGAGUCCAUCUUCUAUACCGAACUUUCAACCGCAAGUGAUCAAGCUCUCCCGUCGCUUACUCCUCAGCUUGCUCGACAAUCCGGAUGGCUUCAUAGAUCAUGUACGGCACUUCGUGGGCGCCGUUCUCAUGGAGUUAUCUCAUGGGAUACAGACGCGUGGUCAAGAUGAUCCAUACAUCAAUGUCGUCGAACAGGCUCUUCAAGGACUGAUUCAAGCAAUCGUUUCAGGUAGAUUUCUGGUCGAAACCUUUCCUAUCAUGAAAUACAUUCCCGAGUGGAUGCCUGGAGCCAAGUUCCAAAGGCUGGCAAAGGAAUGGCGUGAAUUAGCUACGCGGGUAGUUAUGGACCCAUUCAAGAAAGUGAAGCAAGACAUUGGCAUGUGUGAUGCAUCAACGACUACACUUACAGUAGGUUCUUUGUAG
This is a messenger RNA of Pleurotus ostreatus (oyster mushroom), 849 nucleotides long. RefSeq lists its product as uncharacterized. Lineage: Eukaryota; Fungi; Basidiomycota; Agaricomycetes; Agaricales; Pleurotaceae. Bases 1 to 849 code for a protein of 282 amino acids. The record is from RefSeq and is a predicted model, not a curated record. Gene Ontology annotation, molecular function: oxidoreductase activity, acting on paired donors, with incorporation or reduction of molecular oxygen; monooxygenase activity; heme binding. The transcript is spliced from 6 exons.